Messenger RNA from Serinus canaria (Common canary), 3441 nucleotides. RefSeq names its product adaptor related protein complex 2 subunit beta 1 (gene AP2B1). Lineage: Eukaryota; Metazoa; Chordata; Aves; Passeriformes; Fringillidae. The transcript has 22 exons. Gene Ontology annotation, biological process: intracellular protein transport; vesicle-mediated transport. The record is from RefSeq and is a predicted model, not a curated record. Gene Ontology annotation, cellular component: membrane coat; clathrin adaptor complex. Gene Ontology annotation, molecular function: clathrin binding. Bases 145 to 2997 code for a protein of 950 amino acids.
CGCCCGCUGCCGCCGCUCUAUGGUGGCGGGGCGCGGCCGCUCUGGGCGGGGGAGGGUUUCAUCUCGUUGCUCGCGAGUCCGCCCGGCCCCUCCGCUUCCGGUUCCGCCGCCGCCCCCGCAGCGGUGUUUUAAGGAACUGGAACCAUGACGGACUCCAAAUACUUCACGACCAAUAAAAAAGGAGAGAUUUUUGAAUUGAAGGCUGAACUCAACAAUGAAAAGAAAGAGAAGAGGAAAGAAGCUGUAAAGAAGGUUAUUGCAGCCAUGACUGUGGGGAAGGAUGUCAGCUCUCUGUUCCCUGAUGUUGUCAACUGCAUGCAGACUGACAACCUGGAGCUGAAGAAGCUGGUCUACCUGUACCUGAUGAACUAUGCCAAAAGCCAGCCAGACAUGGCCAUCAUGGCUGUCAACAGCUUUGUGAAGGACUGCGAGGACCCGAACCCCCUGAUCCGCGCGCUGGCCGUGCGCACCAUGGGCUGCAUCCGCGUGGACAAAAUCACCGAGUACCUGUGCGAGCCCCUGCGCAAGUGCCUGAAGGAUGAGGACCCCUACGUGAGGAAAACUGCAGCUGUCUGUGUGGCCAAGCUCCAUGACAUCAAUGCCCAGAUGGUGGAGGACCAAGGGUUCCUGGAUUCCCUGCGGGAUCUGAUUGCAGACUCCAAUCCCAUGGUGGUAGCCAACGCCGUGGCCGCCCUGUCAGAGAUCAGUGAGUCCCACCCCAACAGCAACCUGCUGGAUCUGAACCCUCAGAACAUCAACAAGCUGCUGACAGCCUUAAAUGAGUGCACAGAGUGGGGGCAGAUCUUCAUCCUGGACUGUCUGUCCAACUACAACCCCAAGGAUGACCGGGAAGCUCAGAGCAUUUGUGAGCGGGUGACCCCCCGGCUGUCUCACGCCAACUCAGCAGUGGUGCUGUCAGCAGUGAAGGUCCUGAUGAAGUUCCUGGAGCUCCUUCCCAAGGAUUCUGAUUAUUACAACAUGCUGCUGAAGAAACUUGCCCCUCCUCUGGUGACCCUGCUGUCUGGAGAGCCUGAAGUUCAGUAUGUUGCCCUGAGGAACAUCAACUUGAUUGUGCAGAAGAGGCCUGAAAUCCUGAAGCAGGAGAUCAAAGUGUUCUUUGUGAAGUACAACGACCCCAUCUAUGUCAAACUGGAGAAACUGGACAUCAUGAUCCGCCUGGCCUCCCAAGCAAACAUUGCCCAGGUCCUGGCAGAGCUCAAGGAAUACGCCACCGAGGUGGACGUGGACUUCGUGCGCAAGGCCGUGCGCGCCAUCGGCCGCUGUGCCAUCAAGGUGGAGCAAUCUGCAGAGCGCUGUGUGAGCACCCUGCUGGACCUCAUCCAGACCAAGGUGAACUACGUGGUGCAGGAGGCCAUCGUGGUCAUCAGGGACAUCUUCCGCAAGUACCCCAACAAGUAUGAGAGCAUCAUUGCCACUCUGUGUGAGAACCUGGAUUCCCUGGAUGAGCCAGAUGCCAGAGCCGCCAUGAUCUGGAUAGUGGGGGAAUAUGCUGAAAGAAUUGACAAUGCAGAUGAGCUGCUGGAGAGUUUCCUGGAGGGUUUUCACGAUGAAAGUACUCAGGUGCAGCUCACUCUCCUGACUGCAAUAGUGAAGCUGUUCUUGAAAAAGCCUUCUGAGACACAGGAGCUGGUCCAGCAGGUCCUCAGCCUGGCCACACAGGAUUCUGACAACCCAGACCUGCGGGAUCGUGGCUACAUCUACUGGCGCCUUCUUUCCACGGAUCCAGUGACUGCCAAGGAAGUGGUGCUCUCAGAAAAGCCACUGAUUUCUGAGGAGACUGAUCUGAUUGAGCCAACCCUGCUGGAUGAGCUGAUCUGCCACAUUGGGUCUCUGGCUUCUGUGUACCACAAACCACCCAACGCUUUCGUGGAGGGCAGCCACGGCAUCCACCGCAAGCACCUGCCAAUCCACCAUGGGAGCACUGAUGCUGGUGACAGCCCUGUGGGCACCACCACCACCACCAACCUGGAGCAGCCACAGGUCAUCCCAUCCCAGGGUGACCUCCUGGGGGACCUCCUCAACCUGGACCUGGGACCCCCUGUGAAUGUGCCCCAAGUGACCACCAUGCAGAUGGGUGCUGUGGACCUCCUGGGAGGAGGGCUGGACAGCUUGCUUGGCAGUGACCUUGGCGGGGGCAUUGGAGGAAGCCCGGCAGUGGGACAGACCUACAUUCCCUCCUCUGUUCCAGCCACCUUUGCCCCUUCUCCCACCCCAGCAGUGGUCAGUGGACUCAACGAUCUCUUUGAGCUCUCAUCUGGCAUGGGGAUGGCUCCUGGAGGAUAUGUGGCUCCCAAGUCUGUUUGGCUGCCUGCAGUGAAAGCUAAAGGAUUGGAGAUCUCAGGCACAUUCAGCCACAGGCAGGGACACAUCUACAUGGAGAUGAACUUUACCAAUAAGGCUUUGCAGCACAUGACUGACUUUGCCAUUCAGUUCAAUAAGAACAGCUUUGGAGUCAUCCCAAGCACCCCCCUGGCCAUUCACACACCUCUGAUGCCAAACCAAAGUAUUGAUGUCUCUCUGCCCCUCAACACUCUGGGACCAGUCAUGAAGAUGGAGCCUCUGAACAACCUCCAGGUGGCUGUGAAAAACAACAUUGAUGUCUUUUACUUCAGCUGCCUAAUCCCUCUCAACGUGCUUUUCGUGGAGGAUGGCAAAAUGGAGCGCCAGGUCUUCCUUGCAACAUGGAAGGAUAUUCCAAAUGAAAAUGAGCUUCAGUUCCAGAUUAAAGACUGUCACCUGAAUGCUGACACUGUCUCCAGCAAGCUGCAGAACAACAAUGUCUACACCAUUGCCAAGAGGAACGUGGAGGGGCAGGACAUGCUCUACCAGUCCCUGAAGCUCACCAAUGGCAUCUGGAUCCUGGCUGAGCUGCGCAUCCAGCCCGGGAACCCCAACUACACGCUCUCCCUGAAAUGCCGAGCUCCAGAAGUGUCCCAGUACAUCUACCAGGCCUACGAUGCCAUCUUGAAAAACUAACAGGAGGUGGAGCCUGUGCCUCACCCUGCAGAAGGAGGGGGGAAAAGGGGACCCCAGAGCCUCCUUCACCGCCAGCGCAGGGAAGAGCACUCCUAACUGGAAGCAGCUGUAUUCAUGUGUAGGAUUGCAGUCAAAGGCACUGAUUAAACAAGGUAGCAAUUAGUAUCCACGUGCUAAUGAUGAUAGGGAACAAACCCCUUUGGUAUUUUUAGCGUCCAUGGAGUUUGUAACCACUGCUUCAAACUACUCCCAUGUGCCCCUCGCCCCUCACUCAUCCUUUCUCGUGGGCUUCUCUCCAUUUUGUGCCAAUGUUCAGUGUUUUCUAAAUGGCUUUAGGUGUAGUUUGGAUUUUGUAAAAUAACUGCUCAUUGGAAAAACAAAAAAACACCGAGCAAAAACCACACAUCUGCUCAUUAAAACAAGGCAAAAGUGUCGAAAACAUAA